GACCUACAGGAACCUCACUACUAUAGGAUACAUUUGGGAAGACAACAACACUAAAGAACAUUGUCAAUGUUGUAGAAGACCUGCAAGAAUUGAAAGAAAUCAAACUGGAGAGAAACAUUCAGUAUAUACUCACUCUGCUAAAGCCUGGUCUUAUGACACCCACCUUCUAAGGAAUGAAAAUACACAUGCUGGAGAACAACAUUAUGAAAUUAAGCAAUGUGGAAAAGUCUUUGCUCAUCACAGUGAUCUUCAAAUGAAUACAAGAAAAUACACGGGAGAAAAGCACUAUGAAUACACUCAAGGUGCUAAAGACUUUGUUCUUUAUGAGACUCAUCCAUGUCAUAAAGGAACAUAUACUGGAGGGAUACCGGAUGGAUAUAAUCUGUGUGGUAAAGCCUUUCCUGAUCACAUUAGUCUUCAAAGCCAUAAAAGAACACUUAAUGGGGAGAAACCCUAUGAAUGUUAUCAAUGUGGUAAGGCCUUUGGCAGGCACAGUCAUCUUCAAAGGCAUAAACGAUCACAUACUGGAGAGAAACCCUAUGAAUGUAAUCAGUGUGGUAAGACCUUUGCAUUUCAGCGUUAUCUUCAAAUGCAUAAACGAACACAUACUGGAGAGAAACCCUAUGAAUGCUAUCAGUGUGGUAAAACCUUUGCAUAUCAAAGUAGUCUUCAAAAGCAUAAAAGAUCACACACUGGAGAGAAACCUUAUGAAUGCAAUCAGUGUGGUAAAACCUUUGCAUAUCAAACUAGUCUUCAAAAGCAUAAAAGAUCACAUACUGGAGAGACACCCUAUGAAUGUAAUCAGUGUGGUAAGGCCUUUGCAUUUCAGAGUUAUCUUCAAAUGCAUGAAAGAACACAUACUGGAGAGAAACCCUACAAAUGUAAUCAGUGUGGUAAGGCCUUUGCAUAUCAGAGUUAUCUUCAAAUGCAUGAAAGAACACAUACUGGGGAGAAACCCUACAAAUGUAAUCAGUGUAGAAAGGCCUUUGCACGUCACGGUCAACUUCAGGUGCAUGAAAGAACACAUACUGGAGAGAAACCUUAUGAAUGUAGUCAGUGUAGUAAGGCCUUUGCUCGUCACAGUCAUCUUCAAAUACACGAAAGAACACAUACUGGAGAGAAACCCUUUAAAUGUAAUCAGUGUGGUAAAUUGUUUUCACGACUCAGUUAUCUUCAAAUGCAUAAAAGAAUACAUACUUAGAGAAGCCCUAUAAAUGUAAUCAGUGUGGUAAAGCAUUUGCUCAUCACAAUACUCUUCAAACACAUAAAGAAACACAUACAGGAGAGAAACUGUAUGCAUGUAAUCUGUGAGGUAAAGCAUUUGCAUGUCUCUGUCUUUUUCAAAUGCAUAAAAACACAUACUGGAGAGAAACCCAAUAAAUGGAUUUUGUGUGCUAAUGCCUUUGUGUGUCAUAAUAAACUCCAAAAAACAUAAAAUAAACCAUUCUAGAGAGAAACUAUAAAUUUAGUCAGCGUAGUUUUCAAAAACAUGAAAAAAGACAU
Messenger RNA from Microtus oregoni (creeping vole), 1503 nucleotides. RefSeq names its product zinc finger protein 120-like. The record is from RefSeq and is a predicted model, not a curated record. Gene Ontology annotation, biological process: regulation of transcription by RNA polymerase II. Lineage: Eukaryota; Metazoa; Chordata; Mammalia; Rodentia; Cricetidae. Gene Ontology annotation, molecular function: RNA polymerase II cis-regulatory region sequence-specific DNA binding; DNA-binding transcription factor activity, RNA polymerase II-specific. The coding region runs from base 254 to 1201 and encodes 315 amino acids. Gene Ontology annotation, cellular component: nucleus. The transcript has 3 exons.